CCCCCCCACCCCAAAACAUGCAGAAGGGAAUCCGGUUGAAUGAUGGCCAUGUCACCUACCUGGGGCUUUUGGCGAAGAAGGACGGCACUAGGAGGGGGUGCUUGAGCAAGAAGAGCUCGGACAACACCAAAUGGCACACAAAGUGGUUUGCGCUCUUGCAAAACAUGCUCUUUUAUUUCGAGAACGAAUCCAGCUCUCGGCCCUCUGGAUUGUACCUGUUGGAGGGAUGCAUAUGCGACAGGGCUCCUUCGCCCAAACCCUCGCUGUCGGCCAAGGAGUGUUUGGAGAAGCAGUAUUAUUUCACUGUCAGCUUCACCCAAGAAAACCAAAAGGCGCUGGAGUUACGCACAGAAGACGUGAAGGACUGCGAUGAAUGGGUGGCUGCCAUAUCACACGCCAGUUACAGAAACUUGGCCACCGAGCACGAGACUCUCAUGCAGAAGUAUCUUCAUCUGCUUCAAAUUGUGGAGACGGAGAAAACGGUUGCUAAGCAACUUCGACAACAGAUAGAAGACGGGGAGAUCGAAAUCGAGAGGCUCAAGUCUGAGAUCUCUGGGCUGCUCAAAGAUAACGAGAAGAUCCACGCCAGUCCUGCAGCGGCCCCGACUGAUGACGACUCUGAAAUCAAGAAGAUCAAAAAGGUCCAGAGCUUCCUGCGAGGCUGGAUCUGCAGGAGGAAGUGGAAGACCAUCAUCCAGGAUUACAUCCGCUCACCGCACGCCGAGAGCAUGAGGAAGAGGAACCAGGUGGUGUUCAGUAUGUUGGAUUCGGAGGCCGAAUACGUGCAGCAGCUGCACAUCCUGGUCAACAACUUUCUGAGGCCGCUCCGCAUGGCUGCCAGCUCCAAGAAGCCGCCCAUCACCCAUGACGACGUCAGCAGUAUAUUCCUGAACAGUGAAACUAUCAUGUUUCUGCAUCAGAUCUUCUACCAGGGUUUAAAAGCCAGAAUAGCCAGCUGGCCAACAUUGGUACUGGCCGAUCUGUUCGACAUCCUGCUCCCCAUGCUGAACAUCUACCAGGAGUUUGUGAGGAACCAUCAGUACAGCCUGCAGAUCCUGGCCCACUGCAAGCAGAACCGAGACUUCGACAAGCUGCUGAAGCAGUACGAGGCCAAGCCGGACUGUGAAGAGAGAACUCUGGAGACCUUCCUCACCUACCCCAUGUUUCAGAUACCCCGCUACAUCCUAACGCUUCAUGAGCUUCUGGCCCACACGCCCCAUGAACACAUAGAGAGGAACAGUCUGGACUACGCCAAAUCUAAGCUGGAGGAGCUUUCAAGAAUCAUGCAUGACGAAGUGAGCGAGACGGAGAACAUCAGGAAGAACCUGGCCAUAGAGCGCAUGAUUGUGGAGGGCUGUGAGAUCCUCCUGGACACCAGCCAGACCUUCGUGAGACAAGGCUCUCUCAUCCAGGUACCGAUGAGCGAGAAGGGCAAGAUCACCCGUGGGCGCCUGGGCUCUCUGUCUUUGAAGAAGGAGGGGGAGAGGCAGUGCUUCCUCUUCUCCAAGCAUUUAAUCAUCUGCACCAGAGGUUCUGGGGGAAAGCUUCAUCUCACCAAGAAUGGCGUGGUCUCCCUUAUAGACUGCACUCUUAUGGAGGACCCUGAGGGCACUGAUGACGAGUCCAAAUCCGACAAAGGCGUCCAGGACAUGGAGCACCUGGACUUCAAGAUUGUGGUGGAGCCAAAAGACAGUCAGUCGUUCACAGUCAUCCUGGUGGCGUCCUCCAGGCAGGAGAAGUCUGCGUGGACCAGUGACAUCAGUCAGUGCAUCGACAACAUCCGCUGCAAUGGCCUCAUGAUGAACGCCUUCGAGGACAACUCUAAAGUCACCGUCCCGCAGAUGAUCAAGUCCGACUCCAGUCUGUACUGCGACGACGUGGACAUCCGCUUCAGUAAGAUGAUGAACUCCUGCAAGGUGCUGCAGAUCCGCUAUGCCAGCGUGGAACGUCUGCUAGAGAGGCUGACUGACCUGCGCUUCCUCUCUAUCGACUUCCUCAACACUUUCCUGCACUCUUACCGCGUAUUCACCACCGCUGACGUGGUGCUGGACAAACUCAUCACCAUUUACAAGAAGCCUAUCAGUGCCAUCCCUGCAAGGUCCCUGGAGUUGUUCUUUGCAAGCAGCCAGAAUAACAAACUCCUGUACGGAGAGCCACCCAGUUCCCCGAGGGCCAGCCGGAAGUUCUCCUCCCCUCCCCCUUUGGCCAUCGCCAAGAACUCGUCUCCGAACCGGCGACGCAAGCUGUCCCUCAACAUCCCCAUCAUCACCGGGGGCAAAGCUCUCGACCUGGCUGCCCUGAGCUGCUCCUCCAACGGCUAUGCAAGCAUGUACUCGACCGUGUCCCCCUUCAGCAAGACCACCUUGGACAUCAACAAACUCUACGUGUCCAGCCCCAUCGCCAGCAAAAUACCGGACGAGGGCGAGGACAAGAAGGACAAGGUGGAGGACACCUCAGUGUGCAAACAAGGUAAAACCAAACACACACAAUCGCCAUCAAACCUACUGACUUUAUUAUCGUCCGAUGGAGCAGAUCUGUCCGUGCGGGAAGAAAGUGACAACGACCAAAACCAGAGCGAUGACGCCGACCCGGAUGCCUCGCCCACAAAGUCACCAACCACCCCGAAAAACAUCAAAUGCAAAAACUCCUCAGAGUUCUCUCUGUUCUCCUACAACAACGGCAUGGUGAUGUCCUCAUGUCGAGAGCUUGACAACAACCGCAGUGCGCUUUCCGCUGCCUCCGCUUUUGCCAUUGCUACAGCUGGAGCCAACGAGGGCACUCCCACCAAGGAGAAAUAUCGGCGGAUGUCUCUCGCCAGCUCAGGUUUUCCAACAGAUCAGAGAAACGGAGACAAAGAGUUUGUGAUCAGACGAGCGGCGACCAACAGAGUCUUGAAUGUUCUCAGACACUGGGUGUCCAAACACUCACCGGACUUUGAGAGCAAUAAUGAGUUGAAAACAAAGGUCAUCGCCUUCCUGGAGGAAGUGAUGCACGACCCUGAGCUACUAACCCAAGAGAGGAAAGCAGCCGCCAAUAUCAUCAGAACCCUCACUCAGGAUGAUCACUGUGACAAUCAGAUCGCCCUCGAAGACGUGACGCAACUUGUUAGUGAAGUGGGCCCAGGCAAAGCGGAGCCCUUUGAGAACCACUCGGCCUUGGAGGUUGCAGAGCAGCUCACCCUGCUGGACCAUCUGGUGUUCAAGGUCAUCCCAUACGAGGAAUUCUUCGGUCAAGGCUGGAUGAAGAACGACAAGAACGAGAAGACGCCGUACAUCAUGAGAACGACAAAGCACUUCAACGAUAUAAGCAACCUGAUCGCCACAGAGAUCUUGCGCUCGGACGACGUGGUCACUCGGGUGGCUGUGAUUGAGAAAUGGGUGGCGGUGGCGGACAUCUGCCGCUGUCUCCACAACUACAACGCCGUGCUUGAGAUCACCUCCUCCCUAAACAGAAGUUCUGUCUUCCGCCUCAAAAAGACCUGGCUCAAGGUGUCCAAGCAGACAAAAGCAUUGAUUGAUAAGCUUCAGAAGCUGGUUUCUUCAGAGGGAAGGUUCAAAAACCUGAGAGAGGCUCUGAAGAAUUGUGAUCCCCCAUGUGUGCCCUAUUUGGGCAUGUAUCUCACAGACUUGGCUUUCAUCGAGGAGGGAACGCCAAACUACACCGAAGACAAUUUGGUCAACUUUUCAAAAAUGAGAAUGAUUUCUCACAUCAUCAGAGAAAUACGUCAGUUUCAGCAAACAGCGUACAAGCUGGACCUUCACCCAAAGGUAGCCCAGUACCUGCUGGAUAGGAGCUGUGUCCUGGAUGAAGAGAGCAUGUACGAAGCCUCGCUCCGAAUUGAGCCCAAAGUGCCCAACUGAAGGGGGGAAGACGGGGUUUACUCCCUCCAUGUUAUCUUCUCUGUUGAUAUUCCACAUUAUAUCAGUUCACAUGCACACACCCACUUUUACAUACAGUAGUUGUACAUGCUUAUGAUAUUUGCUCUUCUGUACAGUAGAUGUUUACAAGGUGGUUUGAUAACACAGAACAUGUCUUUUGUUGUAUAGUUUUCCUUUACAGCAUAAUAACCGAGGUCACUGAGGUUUGUCACGUUCAUGUCCGUGUGACCAAUGACAUUAUUCUGCUUUGUGUUUCAUCAACAAUUGUCUGCAGCUAAUGUAGCAUUGUAAAAACGGCAUCAAAUCAGGUAAAAAAAAUAAAAUAAAAAAAAAGACGAAGAAGAAGAAAACAGAGCACAGCAAACACAGAGGUUGUGUGCAAAGAAAGACGUGGCGUGGUAACCGAACCAUCUCUAUGCUUCCUAAACCAAAACAAAAAGGGGUUCGUCACUUCAUAUCUGCUCUGCAACAGAUGUUCCCAAAUUUUUUGCACCAUAGACUAUUUUUAUACUGACAGCAUCUAGGAGAAAAAAAACUCACUAUAUAUAAAGAAACACAAGCUAUUGUGCCUCAUUUGGUCACAUCAAAUAAAAUUGUAAUUUUGAUUAACGGUGAAAGGUGGUGAUGACAGACUGUUACCUUAGCUGACUAAUACUUGUAACAAUGUUGAGUUGAUCAUUUAUAAUACUAUACUCAACUAUAUAUCACAGUUGGCUCUGUGGCAGGAACUGCAGAUUAUUAAUAGCAAAUUGUUGGAAACCGAUGUACAUCGAUAUAUAUUUUUUUGUGUGUAUUUUUGUUCAAGUCGUUUCUUGGUCUCCUGUCUGACUGUAGAAAAUAUUGCUCGACAAGACGGGUUUGAGUAUGGAGGUUCAUUUGUGUCUUUAUUACCAAAGCUUUUUUUGGACACUGAAUUUACGUAUCUGAAUUUCUGCGUUUGAAUUUUGUGAACUAAAUUGUUGUACAUUAAAUGAUGCUGACAAUAUAAUCGGAUAGAAAUUUAAUGUAAAAAAAAUUGUAAAAAAAAAAAUGCUGUGAAUAUAAUUCAGUGUAUAACAAUUCAGUGGGAAAAAAAUCAGUGUACAAAAAUUCUGUGAAAAAAAUAAGUGUAAAAAAUUUUGUGUAAAAAAAAUUCAGUUUAUAAAAAAAUCAGUGAAAAAAAAAAUUGGGUAAAAAAAAAUUAAGUGCAGAAAAACUCAGUGCAGAAAUGUUUGUUGCUUUAAAACUCAAGAACCACUUCGGGUAAUUUAAGACUAAAUAACCUCAUUGGCUGGUUCUGAGACAAAGAAGCAGAUAAUAUUCCUGCACUGAUUUUUUUAUACACUGUGGUGAUCAUAAUAGGUAUAUAUAUAUAUAUAUAUAUAUAUAUAUAUAUAUA
Entelurus aequoreus (snake pipefish) is the source of this 5256-nucleotide messenger RNA. It is a transcript of the gene rasgrf1, whose product is annotated as Ras protein specific guanine nucleotide releasing factor 1. The record is from RefSeq and is a predicted model, not a curated record. Gene Ontology annotation, cellular component: plasma membrane. Bases 18 to 3860 code for a protein of 1280 amino acids. The transcript is spliced from 26 exons. Lineage: Eukaryota; Metazoa; Chordata; Actinopteri; Syngnathiformes; Syngnathidae. Gene Ontology annotation, biological process: positive regulation of GTPase activity; Ras protein signal transduction. Gene Ontology annotation, molecular function: protein binding; guanyl-nucleotide exchange factor activity.